Molecule: messenger RNA, 3020 nt
Organism: Daphnia pulicaria
Lineage: Eukaryota; Metazoa; Arthropoda; Branchiopoda; Diplostraca; Daphniidae
Product: neuropeptide CCHamide-1 receptor-like
Exons: 3
Coding region: 1066-2193 (375 amino acids)
Biological process (GO): G protein-coupled receptor signaling pathway
Cellular component (GO): membrane
Molecular function (GO): G protein-coupled receptor activity
Source: RefSeq, a predicted model, not a curated record
UGAGUGUUAUUAUUAUUAUUACAGUGUGUCGCCUUUUUUUCUGAACGGUGGUGCCGUUGGCGUGUAGGGGAGUGCGCUGGCGCGUCGGCGGGAGAAAAGAGGAAAAGAAAAAAGAAAAUAAAAGUGACGACAGUACAGCAGCAGCAGCGAGGGCGUAUCUUAGACAUAUUCGUGAAUGCUGCACGGCGCCCUACCCGCUGGGCUGCCACUCCAACAGCCCAGCGUGCAGCACAGACACACUCUACACGGGUCUAACGUACAAAAAGGAGUGUGUGUGUGUGUAUUGGUUGGGCGCGUCGUGAAUUUGCUCGUCCGACGACAGACUGAACGCGCGCUUCAAAAUCCCGCUCUACCCUUUUUUUUUUAACAACACUUCACACUUCGCGUGCAAAGGAACAGUGCAGCAAGUGUUUCUCGUCAACUGUUGGUUUUAGGUUUCCAGUCAGCAUCUGUCCUUCGUGAAGGGCAAGAUCAAAUAAACCGUGACUCCUCCGUGCUGCUGCUGCUGCUGCUACUGCUGGGUAGUGCGUCUCGACUAGAAGAUUUUUUGGGGCUUUUGUUAUUGACUUGUCGUGUUGUUGUCUGCUGCCGUCGUCUCUCAUGUCCACCCUCUUUUGGGGGGGAUCUUUUCGACUUGAUCCAGCCAGUCCAGCUUUUUUCUUUUCUUUUCUUUUCUACUUCGUCAUCGUCGUUCUCAAGACAAAUUGUUUGGUUUCGCUUGUCGAGUUGAUCGGAAACAACUGGCCGCGCUGUCACGUGCUCUGCUUCAAUUCUCUCACUCUGUCUUCGUCUCUCCUCGACAGCGCAUCGCAUCCUCCCGCAGCGGCGGCCACCCCACCCCUCUCUCUCGGCUGUGCCGCUCUGCGGAGACUGGCAUCGUUCAUUCCGCAUCGGCCGUCGACACGGUGCGGACAGAGUGACCGGCUCCCCUCUCGCCCAAUCGCCGCCGUCAUGAACUUGGACGACCGUUGACUUACUUGGUGGCCCAGUGUGUUUGUGAUUUUUAUUUGAUCUGAUUAAAACGACAGAAAUCAUCCGAACAACGACACAAGACAUUUUUUCACGAUGGAUAUGAACGUUUACGACACGGCGCUUUUCUCGUUCACUUUGGUAGAAGCGGCCGCCAUCGUCCUGGGCAACGGAUUACUCGUCGUGACGUUUGUCCGGCACCGAGCUUUGCUCAACGCUAUGAACUGUUACAUCUGUUCCAUGUGCUUCUCCGGACUCAUCACCGGAAUUAUCGUUCCACUCGGUUUCGGCAGCUACGUCGGGCCUUACACAGUGUCGGGAUUGAGUCUCCCGAUAUGUUCCGUUCAAAACGUGAAGACGUCCAUAUUCUUCGCUACGGCGUGUAACAGUAUUUCCUGCAUGCUGGCCAUGGCAGUGGAAAGGUGGCGGACCUUGUUGUCGACCAACGCCCGCCAGCGACGUGGUCCGGCCAACAUGACUUGCAAGCUGGUCAUUCUAGCCGGCUGGGCCGUGUCGUUGACCUACGCUUGCAUUCUCAUCUCCAUCCACGAAGUGGACGACGUGCCCAUCCAGUACGAAGGAUCGGGAACCAAUUCGUGUGUCAGUGCCAAUCAGACGCAGUGCUCCGACUUUGAUUUCUGCUUCACCGUCGACCCGGAGAACCUGGCCCUGGUCAGAAAAGUCAACCUCGUCUCCUUGGUGGCCAUCUUCAUAAUUCCGCUCUGCAUCAUCAGCGUCAUCUACACGGUGCUGGUCACGCGACUAUUGCGCAACGCCCAGCAGAGCGAAAAGGCCAACCGCGGCUCGUGCAGCAUUCACCGGGCCAAACUGCGGGCCAUGCACGCCAUGAUUCUGGUGGUUGUCAUUUUCGCUCUGUGCUGGCUGCCCGGUCACGUCUUCUUCGUCUGGGCCCUGUCCACCAAUCCGCACAAAGUCGAGAAGGGCGCCGCCUUCCACACGGUGCCACUGCGACUCCGGCUCAUCGGCGAUUUUGUGUUCCACCUGGUCGUCACCCACCACUGGAUUCAGGUCUUCAUCUACCCGCGCUACAGCCGCCAGCUGGCCAACGCCGUCAAGGAGACGACCAAUUUCAUACUCUCAUUGUUCAUCAUGGACGUCUGCAGGAGCCGAUGCCUGUCCGGCCAGGAGCCGACCUCGGUCAAAUCGACCAAGACGUCCAAUAAUCCGCAGCCGACCGCUUGCAUUUCUGCAUCUAUUGUCUGAAAAACGUUGUUGCGCUGUGCGUGUUUAGAGAACAUCAUGUUUAACACACAGACAGAUUUACAAAGAGGGUACACAAUCUAAUGGCUAUAAAUCUUAGAUCGAGUUUGUUAUCUCGUGUGUUUUUCCUAUACACUUUUCUUUCUUUCUUUCUACUCUGCCAUUUGUUUUGUCGAGCUCCACUCUCUAUAGAUACUCGACGUUCCGUUAUUGUGUAUAAAUAUAGGAGGAACUCUUGCGAGCACACGUACAAUGAAGCAGCCAGUCUGACGUCUAUCGGCCAGCCUCCCCACUCUCAACAUAAACAAAUUACAUCCCAGUCCCUCCUUUUGCUGAUGGUCCUUCCUCAAAACUUUCUUAUCUUUUUUCCAACCUACUGUAGUGUAACACAAUCAUUGGCUAAAUAUAGUAGAGGUGGAGGACGUGCUGGUGGAGGAGACAGUGAGUGAAAGAGAGAUGGAUUGUUUGGGAUUUUGAGAACAGACAAAAGAGCCCACCAAAGGUGUACGUGUAAACAUAUCUUGUACAGAAUUUGUGUUGUAAUAUUCAGAGCAAAUGGCACGCGGUUGCUACGUCCAGCAGCGCCCACCCGUCGUUAUAAUAACUAUAUUAAAGUUCUCCUCUAUAUAUCCACAUGUCCUAUUAUGCGUCUGUGUUCCACUCACGUCAUGCGUCUAGUUUCCGUUUCGUUGUUCGCGUUGUUAUUCCCGAAAUUUUUCUCAUUCGAGUAUGUCCCUCGCUCUUUAAUUAUGAUGUCAAAUUAUGCCGUUUCUUUCUCGGAUUCUUUCACUGUUAUUAUUGGUGUGUAUUUACGAAUAAACAUACAUAUA